Messenger RNA from Aphidius gifuensis, 348 nucleotides. Its product is annotated as probable 5-hydroxyisourate hydrolase ZK697.8. The transcript has 2 exons. Gene Ontology annotation, molecular function: hydroxyisourate hydrolase activity. The record is from RefSeq and is a predicted model, not a curated record. NCBI's taxonomy places the organism in Eukaryota, Metazoa, Arthropoda, Insecta, Hymenoptera, Braconidae. Bases 1 to 348 code for a protein of 115 amino acids. Gene Ontology annotation, biological process: purine nucleobase metabolic process.
AUGAAUCAACCACACCUAUCGACUCAUGUGUUGGAUACAUCAAGAGGUUCUCCUGUAUCAAAUUUACAAGUUAAACUUGAAAAAUAUACAGAAAAUAAAUGGACAAAUAUUGGAAAUUGCAAAACAAGUGCAACUGGUCGUUGUGAAAAUUUAAUUAAAGAAGGAAUUUUGUUAACACAAGGAAAAUAUAAAUUAAUUUAUAAUGUUGAUGAUUAUUUUUUAUCAACCAAUACAUCAUCAUUUUAUUCAACAAUUGAAAUUAUAUUUGACAUAAAUAAUCCAAAUGAAAAUUAUCAUAUUCCACUACUUUUAAAUCCAUUUGGUUAUACAACUUAUCGUGGUACAUGA